AAGAGCUUCUACAGUAUUAAUCUUCUUUAUCAUCUCUUGUCUUCAUUUUCUUUUUUCUUAUUUACCUUCUUCUGUUUAACUUUUUCUUCAAAGCAUCUUGCUUGUUCUCUUGAACUGGUCUUUUGAGUAUACCAUACAAGCUGAACAGCUUACUGCACAACUGGUGAGGUUGAAGAGGAUGAGUGCUUUACAGUUCAUCAAAUGUGUUACGGUUGGAGAUGGAGCUGUUGGGAAGACCUGCAUGCUCAUUUGUUACACCAGCAACAAGUUCCCCACUGACUAUAUCCCCACAGUUUUUGAUAAUUUCAGUGCCAAUGUGGCUGUGGAUGGCAACAUUGUCAAUCUGGGUCUGUGGGAUACAGCAGGUCAGGAAGAUUAUAGCAGACUGAGGCCUCUGAGCUACAGAGGUGCAGACAUAUUUGUGUUAGCUUUCUCAUUAAUAAGUAGGGCAAGUUAUGAGAACGUUCUUAAGAAGUGGAUGCCUGAGCUACGUCGAUUUGCACCCAACGUUCCAAUUGUGCUUGUUGGAACUAAGUUAGAUCUUCGUGAUGACAGAGGAUAUCUGGCUGAUCAUAUGAGCUCCAAUUUCGUAACAUCUGCUCAGGGAGAGGAACUGAGGAAACAGAUUGGUGCAGCGGCUUAUAUCGAGUGCAGCUCUAAGACUCAGCAGAAUGUCAAGGCAGUUUUUGAUACUGCAAUCAAGGUGGUUCUUCAACCUCCAAGGCGUAAGGAGAUGGUAAGGAAGAAAAGGCGCAGAAGUACUGGUUGCUCAAUCGCAAGCAUUAUUUGCGGAGGUUGUGUUGCUUAAAACUCGGUAACUGUGGUGGGAUGGAUAUGCUAAUACCAGCUUUUGACAAGGAUUAAUGACGUGCAAAUAUUUUGGCUGCUCAUCAAAUUGUUAUUUGUUAGUUUCCACUGAUGAUUUAUAUUAGGUUUAUGCUGUUUUGUGGCAAUUAUAAUAGUUUUCUUGGAUCUUGCAUACUGGCUAAGUAUGCAGGAAAAAUUGUUCGUUCUCUCUUGUAAUUUGUCGAAGUUUAUUAUGUUAAUGAUGUUGUUUUCUGCGCAUUAA
This is a messenger RNA of Tripterygium wilfordii, 1069 nucleotides long. RefSeq names its product rac-like GTP-binding protein ARAC7. Lineage: Eukaryota; Viridiplantae; Streptophyta; Magnoliopsida; Celastrales; Celastraceae. Gene Ontology annotation, biological process: cortical cytoskeleton organization; regulation of actin cytoskeleton organization; regulation of cell shape. Gene Ontology annotation, molecular function: GTP binding; protein kinase binding; GTPase activity. Bases 179 to 808 code for a protein of 209 amino acids. Gene Ontology annotation, cellular component: cell projection; plasma membrane; cytoplasmic vesicle. The record is from RefSeq and is a predicted model, not a curated record. The transcript has 8 exons.